Messenger RNA from Fulvia fulva, 1998 nucleotides. RefSeq lists its product as uncharacterized. The record is from RefSeq and is a predicted model, not a curated record. The coding region runs from base 1 to 1998 and encodes 665 amino acids. The transcript has 3 exons. Lineage: Eukaryota; Fungi; Ascomycota; Dothideomycetes; Mycosphaerellales; Mycosphaerellaceae.
AUGCGUCAAUCCAUCUCGAGCCGCCUGCAGGGCAAGUCGCGGUCCCAGGACGAGGAGAAAGCGACGAAAGGCAUUGAGGAUGCCAAAGACGGGUACACGCCCCCAGAGAAUGUCUAUGAGGCCAUUCUCGAGCUGCAGGAUCACCAGCGAAAAGACUGGGCACGAUGGCGCGACAAGGAAUAUGCUAUCAUCCCCCAUACCGAUGCGGGCGGUGAUGCAUACUUCAUUGGGGACUUCUACGAGGGCAUCAAGUGUGCUAACGAGUGGGAGAUGGAAGAGCCUGGCCCGUACCUUCAAUAUGUCAAGGACCUCUCAGAGACUAUGCCUCAUCUUGCCUAUCUCGGACACUGGAUGGAAGUCACAUGCGCUCCACCCAAAUGGCGUUACAUGAAGUUCUUCGACGAAAAUCGUCGAGAGCGGAGGUCCAAAGCUCAUGUCUGCGUGAUCGACUACACCGAUGGCGGAGGACCGGAGACUGAGACAUAUAACAAUACCGAAGAACUACUGCCUGCUCUCACGAAAGCCCCUCAGACUGCCGAAUCACGACAGACUCGCCUCUUGAUAGUCGAAGAUCUGAGUCGCGAUCUCGUCGAGGGCCUCGGUGCUUUCUACGAUAUCGAUCCACUCUUCUUCCUCUCGUACAUUGGCGACUACCUCUUUCACAACACACGAGAUCCAUGGGUAGAGCUUCCCAAUCUCGAUGUCGAUCUGAGGAAGCAGAACCACUUCAUCAUACAGUACCUUCGAGCAAGGUACUUCCCGACUGAAAAACAGUAUCAGGCUGCCGAGAUGGAAACUGGCAACUGGAACAUCUUGCGGCGACUGGAUAGUGACAGAAGUCGGAAACGGCUGCAGAACGGUCUGCUAGACAAGAAAGAUGCCAGCGUAGUGCUUACUCGUGCAAAGACAUCGCUAUGGAUCAAGCCCAGACAGGCAGGGGACCCUGUAACAGCGAUCCUCCUCUUGGAUCCUACAGUCUCCACCGGACAGCCACUCUGGGGCGGGUACCGCCCUUUCGAGGGUACUCCAUCCAUGGCGGCCCUUCGGUCAAACCGAGAAAAGGCAGUGCAGGCGCCUAAGCGCCAGAGCCUAUUCGAUGACAUGAAGUACUGGAGCCUCAGGCUGAGUAGCGAUGACCUCAACAGGAUCCGAAGUGACGAGCGGUGCAUAGCUCUCCCUAUGUAUCGUCUAGUCAUUGCAGACUGGCUUACCACGUUGAAGUAUAUGACAACCCAACUGGGCAAGAUCGAAUGGGAGUUUGAGAAACCACACUGGGGCGAAAAUGCCAGCGACAUCUCAGAUGUACUGCAAAAACUGUCGCCCUGGCGUCGGAACGUUGGAUACUACCAGACCAUGAUCAGUGAGGCCAGUGCACGACUGUUUCCUCCAGAGGUACAUGCGCCGUAUCACGGUCUGCAAUCAAGUACACCAGCUCUGUCCCAGGACUCGACUUCACGAGAGAUCCUUGCAUCGGGCACAGACAAAGUUGGCAUCAUCGCAUUACUCGUUGACUUCAAGAAUGUCAAACGCCAAAUGGACGAGAUCCAGGUCCGCAUCAAAAGCAUUGAGAACAUGGCCACGAACAACAUCAAUAUCGAAGAGAGCAGACGCGCUGUCAAACAGAACAAGAACCUGGCAAGACUUACCUUCCUGGCCGCCCUCUUCAUCCCACUCCAGUUCACAUCGAGCUUCCUAAGCAUAUCCCCGGACUUCACCCAGGCGAAACAAUCCAUCUGGCUAUUCUUCGUCAUUGGGAUUCCAUUGACCCUGAUCGUCCUGCUUGCGAUUGAGCUCACUCACCCAGAGCAGAACAGCUGGACCUGGAGUAGAUGCAAAGCCAUCAAGCGACAAUGGAGGGCCUACUACGGCACAGGGAAGAAGCCGGAGACUCCCAUGCCAACGCCGCCGCCACAACAACACAACCGCAGGAAAUCUGUGGUACGAAAGGAAACCACGGUACCAUGGAUCACGUCACGAAACGAUACGAAGCAUGAAUGA